Messenger RNA from Pyrenophora tritici-repentis Pt-1C-BFP, 1827 nucleotides. RefSeq names its product RRM-2 domain containing protein. Lineage: Eukaryota; Fungi; Ascomycota; Dothideomycetes; Pleosporales; Pleosporaceae. The record is from RefSeq and is a predicted model, not a curated record. Gene Ontology annotation, molecular function: RNA binding.
AUGGACCGCAAGGGACAUCGUCGCCAGGUGACUGCUAUCGCCAUGGGCAAGCGUCCUGUUGAGCAUGUCGAGGAGCCGGCCCCUACUCUCCCCGCCAUCCUCCUACCGGCCCCUGCCUACGUCGAGGGCGCGUUCAUCAAUGAGAUGUCUGAGGAAGACCGGUCCUUCAUGUCUCGCUAUCAGUUCGUCACUCAGCUGCCUGAUGGUACCAACGCCGGCCUCGACCCAGAGCAUGAAUUGUUUCAGGUCCAACACCAGAUGAAGCUCUACCAAUGCUUUGACGCUGCUGUUCCCUACUAUGCCCGUGGAGUCUUCAUCCGUUACGAUGAUCUUCGUGAAGCUGCCGAGGGCAAGAUCAUCCUUGAGCAACACGACUUCUCCGUUGCGUAUGCGACUUCCUAUGACUAUGCUCGUGGCAAGUCUCAGGACACGGCCCACAUCAAGGAGUUCGAAGGUCAAAUGAAGCUUUCGAUCCUGAUUGAGCCCAACCCGGAGUUUGCCGUCUUCGACUUCACCGCUCAAGACCUGGCCAACGUCACCAAUGCUGUCGAGAUCACUGCUAGGUCCAUCGGUGAUAUUCGCAACCUCGUCCAUGUCGACACCAUUGACGAGAAGAUGCUCCUCGUGUACCGCAUCGAGUACCAUUCGGUCGAUGCCGCCAUUCGUGCCGUUCAGUCUCUGAUUCAUGAUCCUGUCUGGGGCGCUUCACUCGAUAACACGUUCCACUGGUGCACCUUCGAUCCUACUCCCUGGACUGGUGAGCGCGCCUUGGCAUCGCCUCAUCGCUUCAAGCCUCGUGUCGAUGCCCUUGGUAGGUUCUACGGAUACCGCCCGGCUACUGUCCACGUUCAACUCCCUGAUCGUUGGUCGGACCGUCGUUCAAACCAGUCCGCGCACCCUCAUGACCAGCACAACCGUGUCCGUCGCCAGCGCAUUCUCGACGGAAGCGAUGUGCGCACCACCGUCAUGCUUCGUAACAUUCCGAACAAGCUGGACUGGAUGGCCCUCAAGAACAUCCUCGACGAUGUCUGCUUUGGUACUUACGACUUCCUGUACCUCCGUAUCGAUUUCAAGUCUGGAUGCAAUGUCGGCUAUGCCUUCAUCAACUUCACAGAUGCGAAUGGCAUGCUGGCUAUCAUUGACCGCAUGGAGCGUCGUUCCUGGCCUGGAUUCACCUCUGACAAGACGGCCGAGAUCUCGUACGCGACUAUCCAGGGUCGUGAGGCUUUAGUCCAGAAGUUUCGCAACUCGUCUGUCAUGCAGGAGACUCCAUUCUGUCGUCCCCGUCUCGUCGUCACCAUUGCAGACGCUAGGAACGUGGGUCGUCUUCGUGUUGCCGGUACCGAGCAGGAGUUUCCUCGUCCUGACAACCUUUCCAAGCUUCAGCGUUCGAUGGAUAGCGCUCGUAGCAUCGGCCUUUAUCCCCCUCACGGAUACUCCUCAGUCAUCGAGCACCGCAACCGUACUAGUGCCUAUGACCGCGGCGGCCCUCGCGACAUGAUGCAAGCUGCUAUGCACUUCGCUCAUCAGCGCGCUGCACCCAUCCAGUUUGCCGGCCUGACCGAUGCCCAGAAGCGCGACAUUGAGAUGUGGUACUUGAAUACGUACGGUGGUGGACACUGUGGUCGCAUCCCCUUCGACUGUAUCCCCAUGACGCAUGUUACUCAGUACUUCAAUGAGAACAUGCCUGCGCCUGGUGUCAUCGGUGGCCCAGUUGGAACUCCGACUCGCCCUUCUCGCGCCGGCCCAUCCUCUUCUCGCGCUGGUCCUUCAUCUUCUCGCCGCGGUGCUGAUGAGAUCCACCGCACUCCCAACCCCUUCUUGUAA